AUCUCCAUCUCCAUCAUCAUCAUCAUCAGCAGCAUCGUCAGAUUACUCAUCUUUUGAAGAGAAUGUUUUCGGAAUGAUAGGUGUCAUUUCUGAGGAUUGUGGCAGUCAGUUCGUUGGAACUCUUGUAAGUGUGUUGGUUGGUUUGAUUCCCGUUGCUAAGAAGAGAAGUCGUAUAGCUGUUGAUCAAGGGAAAAGAAUGCUCUUUUCGCCUUUCCUUGAUAAAAAGGUCGUGGGUACCCAUAGACCAUCUCCAUGUAUUGCCUCAGCUCGAGGCGAUGCAUCAGGUGGUGUUCAAUCUGGCUUUCUCUGCCCUACUCUUAUUCGGGAUAGAAAGUUGAUUGGCUGUGAACAGAUAACUCUCAUUCAGGAGGUUAGCAAGUCAGUUGUGUUCAAGAAACUACAUGCCACUUCAAAAUUCUUUUCUGGUUCAUCAUCAUCAUCAUCAUCCUUAUCGUCGUCGUCUGAUGAUUCUUCCUAUCAUCAUCUUCGACAGCAUGAUGUUUGUUCUACGUUUGCUAGCACAAUUCACUGCGUGCUUGAUGGGAUGAUCAUGAAUCCAAUUCGAAAUGAAGAUACUAACGAGCUUGAGGAAAUGACCACAACAGCACCCGGUUGUCAUGCAGCUGCUAACAAUUUUGGGAGUACAGAUGUUGUCGAGAAAGGAAGUCAAAUUUCGUUUUUCAGCAAGGGGUACGUAUCUCAGAUGAUUUCUCUUUAUGAGAGUAAACGAUCAAAUAUCGUUUUUGAGAAAGAAAGUCAAAAAUCUUUCUUCAGCAAAGGGCAGAAUUAUUCGAUAAGUACGAACCAUCUAUUUGAAAGGAAACAAUCCAAUCUCGUUUUUGAGAGCAAUAGUAAGCCGGGGCCUAUUGAAAGUGAGAGUGAGAAUUCAACAAAUAUUGGCUUGAGUUGUAAACAAGAUAAAAAGGUUGUGGGUGUUCAUAGAGCGUCGCCGUAUAUUCCCCCAGCUCCAGGUGAUGCAUCAGUUAUUGUUCAAUCAGGGUUUCUUCAACCUGCUCUUACUCAGGAUGGGAAGUUGAUUGGGUGUGAGAAUCGACAGGGUAAAGAUAAGCAAUUAACUUCUGUCAUGGAGCGUACAAGGAAAUUGCAUGAAGUUGACUUGAUUAGGAAACAGGAAAUAAAUGCCGUGAACAUUCAUAGCAUUGUUCCUAAGGGUGGCAAGCCGAUUGACUCUCAGAAACACAAGGGACAGAAAAAACAAUUAAAUUCUGUUAUGAAGCGUAGAACCGUAACUGGAUUGGUGCGGAAACAACAUAAACAAGUAGUGGGUACCCAAAGAACCAUUACCGGUGUUGUCCUAGAUCAAGGACAUAUACCAGCUGUUCGGUCAGGGUUUGAACAACCAACUCUUAUUCAGAAAUAUAGCAGCACGUCGAUCGGGUCUGAGAAACUCCAGGGAUCUGAGACACUAUUAAUUUCUGUUGCACAGAGUAAAAAGAAGCCAGGGAUCAUCGACUCAAGCAGGAAAAAUCAUAUAAAUGUUGUGAGUACCCGUAAAGGUUUGGUUGGUGAGAGGUCUCUACAGUCAGUAUCCAAAAAAAAACCAGGAAACAUCGACCCAAGCAGGAAGAAGGAGAUGAAGGUUGUGAGUACGCGUAAAGAUUUGGUUGAUGAGAGGUUUCUUCAGUCGGUAUCCAAAAAGAAUCAAGGAAACCUUGAUCCAAGCAGAAAAAAUGAUAUAAAGGUUGUGGGUACGCUCAAAGAUUUUGCUGAUGGGAGGUCUCUUCAGUGUGCAUCCAAACAGAAGAAUGUUAAAACUGUUCCUCAAGCACCACCUUAUAAAGGUCACAAAAUCAGCUCUACUUCUGAGCUCAAACCUCAGUGGAAAUUCUAGAGUAAGACGGUGACCAUGAGCUACAAGCAAAGCCACACAAUCUAUACAGCCAGGGAUGUUUCAGUACAUAAUUUUUAUAUAUAUUAAAUAGAUAUUACUUGCUACUUGCUUGGAACUUACUUUUGUUCUGGUGUAUGCAGGUUGUGAAGAGUGCACACAACUCAUCCAGUUAUCUCCAGUUUUUAAUUGUGAGGCCAACUUUAAAUAUACGUAAGCAGCUGCAAGGGUAAAGGUAUUUCAAAAUCGAAAAGACCAUUAAACACUGACUGCAUUGUUUUAAAUGCAUGAACUAUGAUGGUAAAGGUAUGUCAAAAGUCAAAAUAGACUUCCACCCACCAUGAACCUCCACUCCCAACU
Erigeron canadensis is the source of this 2209-nucleotide messenger RNA. RefSeq lists its product as uncharacterized. Bases 74 to 1852 code for a protein of 592 amino acids. The record is from RefSeq and is a predicted model, not a curated record. The transcript has 9 exons. NCBI's taxonomy places the organism in Eukaryota, Viridiplantae, Streptophyta, Magnoliopsida, Asterales, Asteraceae.